CUCCCGGGGAAAGAGGGCGGCGUCCGGGGGAAGCCCGCAGCCGCCGCUGCUGCCGCCGGGGCUCGGAAGUGCCCGAGAGAAGGGUGCUGGGGACCCGUGGCGCGCGAGAACGUCGCCGUCGCCGCCGCCCGGGACAGCCCGGAGAACAUGAAGAGGAACUGGACCAAGAAUUUGAGCUGGAGACUGAUGCUUUAUUUGGAGGAUUAAAGAAGGACCCGACUGACUUUGAGUGGAGCUUCUGGAUCGAAUGGGGAAAGCAGUGGCUGGCAUGGCUUCUCCUUGGCCAUGUGGCAGUGUCUCAAAUGGCCACACUGCUUGCAAGGAAGCACAGACCCUGGAUUCUCAUGGUCUAUGGAAUGUGGGCCUGCUGGUGUGUGCUGGGGACCCCAGGUGUGGCCAUGGUUUUCCUCCACACCGUCAUCUCCUUCUGUGUGGCCCAGUUCCGGUCGCUGCUCCUGUCAUGGCUUUGUUCUCUCCUCCUGCUCUCCACACUGAGGCUGCAAGGUGUAGAGGAAGUUAAGAGAAGGUGGUACAAGACAGAAAACGAGUACUACUUGCUGCAGUUCACGCUGACCGUCCGCUGUCUGUACUACACCAGCUUCAGCCUUGAGUUCUGCUGGCAGGAGCUGCCAGCUGCACGCGCCUCUUACUCCUUUCCCCGGAUGCUGGCCUACGUCUUUUAUUAUCCAGUCUUCCACAAUGGGCCCAUCCUCAGCUUUCCGGAGUUCACCCAACAGAUGCAGCAGCAGGAGCUUGGCUCCCUGAAGACCAGCCUCUGUGUCCUCGCCCUGGGGCUGGGCCGCCUCCUGUGCUGGUGGUGGCUGGCCGAGCUGAUGGCUCACCUUAUGUACAUGCACGCCAUCUACAGCAGUAUCCCGCUCCUGGGGGCUGUCUCUUAUUGGACCUUAGGAGGACUGGCGUUGGCCCAGGUGCUCUUUUUCUACGUGAAGUACUUGGUGCUCUUUGGCGUCCCUGUUCUGCUCAUGCGCCUGGAUGGACUCAACCCACCGCCCCUUCCGCGCUGCGUGAGCACCAUGUUCAGUUUCACUGGGAUGUGGAGGUCAGAUGCUUGGCUUGUUAAAGUCCACCAGGGGUGUCCAGUGGGAGGGGCCAUGACUGGGCUCGUUUCAAAGGGUUCGGGCUAUCAUCCCUCUCCCUGUCCCUUGCUUAACCUGCAUUUGGCACCUCGAUUUCUUCAAUCCAACUAA
Molecule: messenger RNA, 1208 nt
Organism: Carlito syrichta (Philippine tarsier)
Lineage: Eukaryota; Metazoa; Chordata; Mammalia; Primates; Tarsiidae
Gene: HHAT
Product: hedgehog acyltransferase
Exons: 7
Coding region: 303-1208 (301 amino acids)
Biological process (GO): protein palmitoylation
Cellular component (GO): endoplasmic reticulum
Molecular function (GO): palmitoyltransferase activity
Source: RefSeq, a predicted model, not a curated record